GGUUAUCUCCAAGAAAAAACGAAGAUAAGGCAGAAAAAAGAAUGGCAACUAGUUCUUCUUCUUCACUCACAGUUCUCUUAUCAAAUCCAAUUCCCAAAAUCAGCUCUCACAAAUUCAAACUCAAUAAUCAGCUUUUGAACCAGAAAACCCUCAUAUUUAACAACUGUACUCAGAGAUCAGUGAGAGUAAAAGCAGCUGGAUUGUCUCAAAUAGAGCCUGAUCUCAAUGAAGAUCCUACUGAUCGUUGGGCCACUCCGAGUAUCGAUCCUGAAGAUUUUAAAUAUGGAGAAUAUGAUGGGCAUCAUACUUACUCUGAAGGCCAGGAAAAAAGAACAGCUUGGGAAUUAGUUGUAGCAGACUAUGAAGCAGUAGAGCCUCCAACAGGUUUUCAAGGACUUAUCUCGUGGCUCUUCCUUCCAGCAGUUGCAGCUGCAAUGUACUUCGAUGCACCGGGGGAGUAUUUGUUCAUAGGAGCAGGAUUAUUCGUAAUCAUAUUUUGCAUUAUAGAGAUGGAUAAGCCGGACAAGCCUCACAAUUUUGAACCUCAGAUUUAUAAUAUGGAGAGAACAGCUCGUGACAAGCUAAUAAACGAGUAUAAUUCAAUGAAUAAAUGGGAGUUCAAUGAGAAAUAUGGUGAUCUUUGGGAUUUCACUAUUCCGAAGACUAGAGAUGAUAUAAUGAAGAGAUAAUUAGUCACCUUCAUAGCCAAUUAUUAUUAUAGUUUUUGUAAAUUCAAAUUUGAUAUUCUAAAAGGAAUGUGCAUAUAAUUUUUAUAUUUA
This is a messenger RNA of Mercurialis annua (annual mercury), 779 nucleotides long. Its product is annotated as photosynthetic NDH subunit of subcomplex B 5, chloroplastic. Gene Ontology annotation, biological process: response to oxidative stress. The record is from RefSeq and is a predicted model, not a curated record. NCBI's taxonomy places the organism in Eukaryota, Viridiplantae, Streptophyta, Magnoliopsida, Malpighiales, Euphorbiaceae. The coding region runs from base 42 to 689 and encodes 215 amino acids. The transcript has 5 exons. Gene Ontology annotation, cellular component: chloroplast.